Theobroma cacao (cacao) is the source of this 2091-nucleotide messenger RNA. RefSeq names its product ACT domain-containing protein ACR4-like. The record is from RefSeq and is a predicted model, not a curated record. Lineage: Eukaryota; Viridiplantae; Streptophyta; Magnoliopsida; Malvales; Malvaceae.
AAGAAGAAAAGAAAAAGAGAGAGAGAGAGAGAGAGAGUGUCAAGGGGGGGUACUUUCAGAAGUUGCAGGUUUUUGGAGUAUCGUGUCGGGGUGUGUCUGAUUCUGAUUCAAGAAGAAAUAAUAUUUUUAUUUGUAUUAAAGAAAGUUUGUAAUUUUUCGGGAUAUUUCAAUUAUUUGGUUACCUUAAUAAGAGUGGGGGGAUUCAGGGGAGUCUAAGAUUCUUUUUUUGGUGUAUAAAUAGAGUUCUGCAUUUGUUCUUCUUUACUAUCAUUCAUUCUAUUGCAAAUUAGAAGGAAAGAAAAGCCUUCUUUGUUAGGAGAGAAUCAGAGAAAGAGAGCAACUUUUGAUUACCCCAGAUCACAAAUUUCUCAGAAAAAGCAAUAAUGGAGAUGAACAUGAGCUUUUCCCAUGACAUGGAUGAUGAAUAUGAGAAAUUCAUUAGAAGAAUGAAUCCACCCAGGGUUGUGAUUGAUAAUGAAGCGUGCAAGAAUGCAACUGUGAUACGGGUUGACAGUGCAAACAAACAUGGAAUCCUUCUUGAAGUUGUACAAAUCCUUACCGAUCUUAACCUUAUCAUUAAUAAAGCCUACAUAUCCUCUGAUGGCAAUUGGUUCAUGGACGUUUUUAAUGUUACCGAUCAAGACGGAAAUAAAAUUGUAGAUGAAGGGAUUCUUGAUUAUAUUAUGAAGUCUCUAGGGCCAGAAUCUUGCUUCACAUCUUCAAUGAGAUCCAUUGGGGUAAAGCAAUCAAUGGACCACACUGCAAUUGAGUUAACAGGAAGUGACAGACCAGGAUUGCUAUCUGAAGUGAGUGCUGUCCUUAGGCAUCUUAAAUGCAAUGUAGUGAAUGCUGAAGUGUGGACACAUAACACCCGUGCUGCAGCUGUGAUGCAAGUGACUGAUGAGGAAAAAGGGACUGCAAUCACUGACCCAGAAAGGCUAUCUAGGAUAAAGGCACUUCUUUGCAAUGUACUUAAGGGAAGCAACAAAUCCAGUUUAGCCAAGACUGUAGUUUCUCAUUCAGUCACACAUACUGAGAGAAGGCUUCACCAGAUGAUGUUUGCUGAUAGGGAUUAUGAACGAACUGGUGAUGAUGUUUUGGAUGACAAGCAAAGGCCAAAUGUGGAUGUUGUUAAUUGGUAUGAUAAGGACUAUUCAGUGGUUACUAUUAGGUGUAAAGAUAGACCAAAACUUCUCUUCGAUACAGUUUGCACCUUGACAGAUAUGGACUAUGUAGUGUUUCACGCAAAUAUUGAUACUGAGGGGCCAGAGUCUUAUCAGGAAUAUUACAUUCGGCAUAUAGAUGGAUCCCCUGUGAAAUCAGAUGCAGAAAGACAAAGAGUAACUCAAUGUCUUGAAGCAGCAAUUGAGAGAAGGGUAUCUGAGGGUUUGAAGCUAGAGCUCUGCACAACAGACAGAGUUGGAUUGCUAUCUGAUGUUACUCGCAUCUUCCGGGAGAACAGCCUCACUGUCACCCGAGCAGAAGUGACAACAAAAGCAGGCAAAGCUGUCAACACAUUCUAUGUUCGUGAUACAUCAGGGUAUCCUGUUGAUGCUAAGACCAUAGAUUCUAUCCGGCAAGUGAUUGGGCAGACAAUACUAAAAGUUAAAGGCAGCCCUGAAGACUCAAAAUCAGUUUCUCAGGAAUCUCCAACUAGGUUCCUUUUUGGUGGUCUCUUCAAGUCAAGAUCUUUUGUCAAUUUCAGCUUGGUUAGAUCUUAUUCUUAAGGAACAUAUUUAAGCUCGCUCCACUUGUAAAUUAAAACCCAUUUUAGCAUAGUGUCCAAUGUAGCAGUUGCAGGAUUAAGACUCUAGGAAUCAUUUCUCAGUUGUGGUAAAGGAAAGCCAUAGAUAGAAAUCGAAGGGCCUGUAAAUUUCCCACCUCAACCCUCUAGCCUUUCUUUCUUUACCGUGUAUCCAAUCUAAAGUUGGAUCCACAAAAGCAGAAAAUGAAACAAUGACUUCUAACUUCUAACUUUUGUACAUAAAGCUGUCUCUUUUACAUUGAACAGUCUUUUCAUCGGUUUAGCUCUGUUGAUCUUCAAAUUUUUUUGGGUAUUAACGACAAAUUGAGGUUACGUUUUGACUGUAA